AUGUCGUCUGCCUUCGUCACCAAGCCGGCUCCCGAUUUCAAGGCCACCACCGUCUUCCCCGGCGGUGAGUUCAGGGACAUCUCCCUCUCCGAGUACCGUGGUCAAUGGGUCGUUCUCCUCUUUUACCCUCUCGACUUCACCUUCGUGUGCCCGACCGAGAUUAUCCAGUAUAACGAAGCCCUGCCUCGCUUCAGGGAGAUCAACACCACUGUCCUCGGUGUCUCGACCGACUCACACUUCUCCCAUCUCGCCUGGACGGAGCGACCCCGCAAGCAAGGCGGUCUUGGCUCCGACCUACAACUGCCCCUCGUCUCUGACAAGUCCCACAAGAUCUCGCGUGCCUACGGCGUUCUCCUCGAGGAGGAAGGCGUUGCUCUACGCGGUCUCUUCAUCAUCGAUCCCAAGGGCGUGCUGCGUCAGAUCACGGUCAACGAUCUUCCAGUCGGCCGUGACGUAACGGAGACCCUGCGCCUUGUCCAGGCUUUCCAGUUCACCGACGAGCACGGCGAGGUCUGCCCCGCUGGCUGGCAAAAUGGCGGCCAGACCAUGAAGGCGGAUCCCAAGGGCAGCCUCGAGUACUUUGCCAACGCGAAUGGCGAGGCUAAUGGCCUGCCCCUCAACGGCAAGCGAGCUCGAGUUGAAUAG
Messenger RNA from Xylaria bambusicola, 645 nucleotides. Its product is annotated as thioredoxin-like protein. Lineage: Eukaryota; Fungi; Ascomycota; Sordariomycetes; Xylariales; Xylariaceae. Gene Ontology annotation, molecular function: thioredoxin peroxidase activity. The record is from RefSeq and is a predicted model, not a curated record. Gene Ontology annotation, biological process: response to oxidative stress; cellular response to stress; cell redox homeostasis. Bases 1 to 645 code for a protein of 214 amino acids. Gene Ontology annotation, cellular component: cytosol. The transcript is spliced from 2 exons.